UAAUUAGAAACAUCACUUUUCACACCCACUCCUCUCUCUACCGUGUGGAAAAGCAUCAUCUCUCUUCGCCGUUAAUAUAAGCUCACUCUCUGCUCUUCCUAGACCACAUCUCAAACAUUGGUCACAAUUCACAAGCUUAGCUACAAAUUCUCAAAACUUACAAUACCUGCUUUACCUCAACCUCACGCAAUGGGAAAUUUUCUUUCAUUUCCUUCAAACACUAUGGGUGCGGCCACCGUCACAGUUGCAUUCUUGAUUAUCUGCUCAUUUCUUUGGCUAUCAAGAAACCUAAUAGUUAAAAAAAAGAAAGAAGCACCGGAAGCUGGUGGUGCGUGGCCGCUACUUGGCCAUCUUCAUCUCCUAGGAGGGCCGCAACCACCUCAUAUGGUAUUAGGAGACAUGGCUGAUAAACAUGGUCCUAUCUUUAGCAUAAAGAUGGGCAUACAUAAAACUCUAGUAGUAAGCGAUUGGGAAACUGCUAAAGAGUGUUUCACUACCAAUGACAGAACCUUCGCCGAUCGUCCCAGAAGCCUUGCUAUAGAGCUUUUGGCCUACGAUCGUUCCAUGUUUGCGUUCAGUCCGUAUGGUAAUCACUGGCGUCAAAUGCGUAAGAUCGCUACACUCGAGCUUCUGUCUAACCACCGUCUAGAGAUGCAGAGACAUGUACGAGAAUCCGAGAUGAGAACUGCUUUGAAAGAGCUGUACAAAGCAUGGGACAAUAGUAAAAGCUCAUCAAAUAGUAAGGUUUUGGUGGAUAUGAAAAGAUGGUUUGGUGAUAUAACCUUAAACAUAAUUCUGAGUAUCAUAGUUGGGAAAUCUGUCGGAUAUGUGACUACCAACAAAGAGAGCGACGAAGAAUGGAAACAAGCAUUGAGAGAUUUCUUCCAUUUAAUUGGGACGUUUGUGCCUGCUGAUGCGGUGCCAUUUUUAAGGUGGUUGGAUAUUGGGGGCCAUGAAAAGGCUAUGAAAAAUACUGCAAGAAAACUGAAUAUUGUUACACAACAAUGGCUGAAAGAGCACAAAGAAAAGAAAGCUUCCGGCCAGAGAGAAGAAGAUUUUAUGGAUCUGAUGCUUGAUCUCAUUGAUCAAGAAUCAGAAACAACUCUCUCUCACGAUGCUGAUACAAUUAACAAAGCCAUGUGCCUGCAACUUAUUCUGGCAGCAGCAGACACAACAUCAGUUACUUUGAUGUGGGCUUUAUCAUUAUUAAUGAAUAACCCUCAUGUCAUGAGAAAAGCUCAACAAGAAAUAGAUAUACACAUUGGCAAAGAAAGACAAGUGCGUGAAUCUAAUAUUAACAAUUUGAUUUAUCUCAACGCAAUAGUCAAAGAAACUAUGCGUUUAUAUCCUGCUGGACCUCUUUCAGUACCACAUGAAUCCAUGGAGGACUGCACAGUAGCUGGUUACCAUGUACCGCGAGGUACAAGACUACUUACCAAUCUAUGGAAGAUUCAGCGCGAUCCAAAAAUAUGGUCAAAUCCUUCUGAAUAUCAACCAGAAAGAUUUCUUACAAAUCAUAAAGAUUUGGAUAUAAGGGGGCAACAUUUUGAGUUAAUACCAUUUGGCAGUGGCAGAAGAAUGUGCCCUGGAAUUUCUUUUGCACUUCAAAUUCUACAAUUGACACUAGCUACUUUACUUCAUGGGUUUGACUUUUCACUACCGACAAGCGAGCCAAUCAAUAUGACUGAAAGUCUUGGACUAACCAACCUUAGAGCAACGCCACUUGAAGUUCUCAUCAAUCCUCGCCUUGAACCUCAUUUCUAUCACUAAAUGAAUUGCCAAAGAUGCAUUCGUAAGAAAACCAUGUACCAAUUCGUAGCAGUUGCUUAUCAUUGUGUAUCUAUAUUAAAGUCCACCUCAAACUUUUUUAGUAUUCAGCUCUAUAUAGCGUAUGGUGCUGUAACAAUAAUCAGAAAUAAAGUCUAUUUGAAAACUCCAA
Molecule: messenger RNA, 1939 nt
Organism: Mercurialis annua (annual mercury)
Lineage: Eukaryota; Viridiplantae; Streptophyta; Magnoliopsida; Malpighiales; Euphorbiaceae
Product: cytochrome P450 CYP82D47-like
Exons: 2
Coding region: 190-1770 (526 amino acids)
Biological process (GO): defense response to other organism
Molecular function (GO): iron ion binding; oxidoreductase activity, acting on paired donors, with incorporation or reduction of molecular oxygen; heme binding
Source: RefSeq, a predicted model, not a curated record